Messenger RNA from Closterium sp. NIES-67, 1227 nucleotides. The record is from the annotation of a GenBank genome assembly. Lineage: Eukaryota; Viridiplantae; Streptophyta; Zygnematophyceae; Desmidiales; Closteriaceae.
CUGUUGAAGAAGAACACGCCCUACAAAUGGGAGCCGAAGCACCUGGAAGCCAUGGAGCAGCUGAAAAAAGCACUCACGUCCGCACCAGUACUCAUCUUGCCAGAUCCCGAACGCGACUACGUCAUCGAAGCUGACGCCAGUGACCAGGCAGUGGGAGCAGUCUUGAUGCAAGACGAGGGGAAUGGACUGCAACCAAUCGCCUACCUAAGUAAGAAACUACAUGGGGCAGAACUAAACUACCCGAUACACGACAAAGAGGCCCUUGCCAUCGUCAUCGCCUUCAAAACGUGGAGAUGUUAUCUCGAAGGACGAAAAACAACCGUCUACACCGACCACUGCAGCCUGAAAUAUUUGAAGACACAACCCAACCUUUCCAGGCGGCAGGUCCGGUGGAUCGACUUCCUCGAGACACACUUCCACUACGACAUCGUGUACAAGCCCGGCCACAAAAACAAAGGAGACGCUCUCAGCCGGCCUGCACACGAGGAGGAGGGGAAGGAAGGGGGGGGGGGGGGGGGGGGGGGGGGGGGGGGGGGGGGGGGGGGGGGGGGGAGGAGGAGGAAAGGAGGAGGAAAAAGGAAAGGAGGAAGAGAAGGAAAGGAGGAGGAAAAGGAAAGGAGGAGGAAAAGGAAAGGAGAGGAAAGGGAAAGGAGGAGGAAAGGGAAAGGAGAGGAAAGGGAAAGAGGAGGAAAAGGAAGGAGGAGGAAAGGGAAAGGGAAAGGAGGAGGAAAGGGAAAGGGAGGAGGGAAAGGAGGGGAAAGGGAGGAGGAGGGAAAAGGAGGAGGAAAGGGAAAGGAGGAGGAAGGGGGAAAGGAGGAGGGAAAGGGAAAGGAGAGGAAAGGGAAAGGAGGAGGAAAGAAAGGGGGAAAAAAGGGAGGAAAGGGAAAGGAGGAGGAAAGGGAAAGGAGGAGGAGGGAAAGGAGGAGGAGGGAAAGGAGGAGGAAAGGGAAAGGAGGGAGGAAAGGGAAAGGAGGAGGAAAGGGAAAGGAGGAGGAAAGGGAAAGGAGGAGGAAAGGGAAAGGAGGAGGAAAGGGAAAGAGGAGGAAAGGGAAAAGGAGGAGGAGAAGGGAAAGGAGGAGGAAAGGGAAAGGAAGGAGGAGGAAAGGGAAAGGAGGAGAAAGGGAAAGGAGGAGGAAAGGGAAAGGGAAGGAGGAGGAAAGGAAAAGGAGGGAGGAGAAGGAUAGGUGCGCGGAGCGCAGCUCUUAAGUCGCCGACGCGCUCCAAGGG